UUAUUUAUAAUUUAUUUGUGUGCAAGUAGUAUUAUAAUUUAACUGUUUUAAUCAAUUAUUAUUAUUAUUUUGUGUAACUGUACAACCAGGUACUUCGUUGCUAAGUGAAAAUCAUUUUGACAAUACCACUGCUACCAUUCAAGAUAUAACACCAUCUACAAUGCAGUUGAUUGGUGAUAAUUUUGAAAAUGACACUGCUGCGAGUCAAAAUAUAAGUAUAUCUACACUGCAGCUGAUUGGCGAUAAUUUUGAAAAUGACAUUGCUGCGAGUCAAAAUAUAAGUACAUCUACACUGCAGCUGAUCGGCGAUAAUUUUGAUAAUGACACUGCUGCGAGUCAAAAUGUAUUAAUACCUACUACACCCCACUUAACCACUUGUAGUGAAUUUUGUAAUGCUACAAAUAUAUACCUAAAUAGAUUAGACAAAAAGUUGGAUCUUAUUUUAGAACGUUUGAACUAUAGUUCAAACAGUGCACGUAUUCCAAUAGACUCUGAUUUUUUGAAUAAUUUUCCAAUGAAAGAUAUUAAUAGUUUAAAAGAAAUAGAAGAAAACAUUAAGAGUGAAGAUUAUAAAACUAAAAUGAAAAAUUUGAUAUCUUCAAUUGGCGGUACAAGUAUUAAAAAUUUUAUAAAGAGAGUACUUGGUCGAUUAUUCAGUAACCAGUUAGCAUCGGAAUGUUCUUGGUCUGGAUUUAAAAAUAAUUUCAGACUUGAUAAUCUGGCACUUAUAAUGCUUGUUAAAGAAAUAGCUUAUGAACAUUUUAAAAUGGAUGAUAGCAGUUUUGAAAAUAUCAUCAAAGAUUGGUUUAGACACGGGAGUCAACGUUUAGCCCGUGAAGACAAAAGAUUAUAAAAUACCAUAGUAUUAUCCUUUUUAAAAAAGCAAAACCAUUACAUUUGAUGUCAAGAAGACAUUUCAAUCGUUACACUACCACUACCAGUAUUAAUAAAGAAAAAGUUGUUGAUAAUCAGUCUACAAUAUUUGCAUCUGAAUGUUUAGUACCUACAAAAG
Messenger RNA from Rhopalosiphum padi (bird cherry-oat aphid), 1012 nucleotides. RefSeq lists its product as uncharacterized. Bases 161 to 853 code for a protein of 230 amino acids. Gene Ontology annotation, molecular function: DNA binding. The transcript is spliced from 8 exons. NCBI's taxonomy places the organism in Eukaryota, Metazoa, Arthropoda, Insecta, Hemiptera, Aphididae. The record is from RefSeq and is a predicted model, not a curated record.